Molecule: messenger RNA, 4576 nt
Organism: Cyanistes caeruleus (blue tit)
Lineage: Eukaryota; Metazoa; Chordata; Aves; Passeriformes; Paridae
Product: CARD- and ANK-domain containing inflammasome adapter protein-like
Biological process (GO): regulation of apoptotic process
Molecular function (GO): protein binding
Source: RefSeq, a predicted model, not a curated record
UCCCAAGGUCCUACAUCCAUAUGGAAGACUACACAAAUUCUAAGCUCUAAUUAUACUUUAAAUGUUGCACUCUGAAUCACACGCCUUGAUUCACCUCAUGUAAAAGAAUUAACUUCCAGACAGACUCUGGGUUAGAGCAGGAAUGACAAGCUAAAGGGCCUUAAAUAUACCCCUGACUGGAAUUGUAGCUCAUAUUAGAAAGGCUGGAUCACUUUUUAUAACCAGCUGCUUAUACAGUUUAUUUUUAUCUCGGUCUUUAUGCUUUUAUUUCAUUGCAUUAUAGGGUUUUCACCUGCAUAGCUGGCAGUGUACACUCUUUCAUUUCAGAUCAUACAAGGUGUGUGAUCAUGGCAACAGUAACUAUGAAUUUUCUUUUGUCAUGUUUAAUUGACUGGUCAUUUAGGAACCAGCUUGGCCAGAGGAACAGAGAAACUCGACUAACAGCUACCUUCUAUUCAAAUACCAGAUUCACAAAACCAUUCUAAAAAUCCCUAAUUAAGCAUUAAAAAUCUGGAAGAAGGCUUUCAAGUGAAAUAUCUUUACAUAUCAUAGACUUUUGUUUUGUUAUUAAGCUGUAUUUGUUGCUAAGGAAGAACAGAGAAGAUCAAAGGACUCCUAACAGCUAGAAACUUAAAGGUGAGGGAGUUUUGAUUUCUUUAAAGAUUUAUCACUGAUCUACAAUUGUUGUUGGUUCAUAGUUCUAUGAAAAGACUGAAAUUAUGUGAGCCUGCUUUGCUAUUUCCUAUUUACUGUCAAACAAUACCUCAAUUUACUUUUUUUGAUUAGCAACAUGGUCAUGCAUUCAAGCAGCCUGUUUACAAAUCCAUACGCAAUUGAAGUCAUAAGGACUAAAAAAGAAGAACUUGUACAAGGCAUAAAUGACCCAGACCAGCUCCUGCACUGGCUGAUUGAAAAUGGUAUUUUCACUCCAGAAAAAAAGCUAGUCCUGAGUUUCUACAGGACACGAACAGCAAAGAACUCUCGAGUUUUAGACAUGCUAAUUUCUCAAGGUGAACGAGCCUGCAGGCUCUUUUUUUAUCCAUGUUUAAAGCAAGUGGAGCCAAAACUUUACAGUGAGAUAAGAAAAUACGUCAGUGAAGUAAAUGAAAGCAUUGGAGAUGCCAGAAGACGGUUGGUUUGGUAUUUACUUGAAAAAGAUAAAGUUUGGUUUGCAAAUAGCAGCGAACAGCACCAGGGCAAAAAUGACAGACCUGGGGGAGAAAAGUACAGAGAGGUUAUUAAGAAGAAAGGAAAAGUAACUCCACUUUCAAGGGUAACAAAACCUAGAAAAGAUCCUGCUGCUGUCCACAUCUUUGCUGCAGUUGCUAAAGGCUUCCUUCCAGAGUUAGAGAAAACACUGAAGGAUAGUGAUCUCAAUGUGCUCAACCAUUCCAAUGAAACACUUCUGCAUGUUGCAGCUGCUCAUGGCCAUCUAUCCAUCAUGGAGUAUUUGCUCAGCAAAGGUGCAAGGACAGGAGUGAAGGAUGGGAAAGGGAGAACAGCCCUGCACAGGGCUGCUGAGAAAGGCCAUGGAGGUGCAGUCCAGGUGCUUCUCCGGGGUGGUGCUUCCAUGCACGCUCUGGAUAUGGAAGGCAAAACACCACUUCACUGGGCUGCAGAGAAUAACCACAGCCACAUAUUGAAGAUGUUCCUGAAAGAAGAGGCAAUGAACUGCAGGAAUCAGCACAACUUUUUACACAUGGCAGCUCUUAGAGAUGAGAGCACCCUGGCCAAAAUGCUUUUAGAGGCUGGUGCCUCCACUGAAGGAAAGGAUGAGAGAGGACAGAGUGCUCUCAGUUAUGCUGUUUCUCAGGGAUCUGAAAACACUGCAAAAGUGCUUCUAGAAGCCGGAGCCACUGUUGAUUCCAGCAUGGUUGAAAGAGCCUUUAACAGCAAACACCCAUCCAUCUUCAAAAUAAUACUGGAAUAUUCUAAAGAUCUGCCUGCUGACAUCAUGGAGUCAGCUCUUUUUAGAGCUGUACAGAAGAAUCUGCACAGUGUUGUAGCAGCUUUGAUUGACAGAGGCACAGAUAUCAAUGCCCACAACAAAAUGCAUUUCACUCCUUUGCUGCUGGCCUGUGAAAUGGGCAAAGCAGAGUCAGCAGAAGUUCUGAUAGAAAAAGGAGCAAACUUGGGACUAAGGACUCCUGCUGCAGACACAGCUUUGCACUUGGCAGUGCAGGCUGGGGCUGCUUCCAUCGCAGGUCUGCUCCUGAGCAAGGGGAUGGACACAAACCUCAGGAACCGAGCCGAGGAAACCCCGCUCCAUGUUGCUGCGCUCCAGAAUAACGGAGCACUCGUUGGUCUUUUAGUCAAUGCUGGGGCCAGGAUUAAUGCUGUCACUAAAGACUUUGUUACUCCCCUGCACAUGGCAAGUCAGAGAGGUCACACUGAUGUUGCCCGACAGCUGCUGCACCACAAAGCUCAUGUUAAUGCUCAGGACAAGCAGGCAAAGUCCCCUUUACACCUGGCUGCUGAGCAGGGACACAAAACACUGGCAGAGAUGCUCCUGAAGGCCCGAGCUGAUCCCAACACACAGGACAAGGAGAAGAAGACUCCCCUGCAUGCUGCAGCUCUGAGAGGACACCUCAGCAUCGUGGAAGUGCUGUUGGCUAACAAAGGGAGAACUGGAGCUAAGGACAUGGAUGGAUGCACCCCACUGCACUAUGCCACCAUGAAAGGAAACACAGACAUCGUAAAAGCUCUCCUGGCCUCCAGGAAAAAUAAAAAUAUUGAUGACAGAAAUGUUUGGAGGAAGACAGCUCUGCAUAUUGCAGCAGAGUAUGGACAUGGAGAGCUGAUAAAUCUUCUCCUGAGCCAUGGGGCUGCCAUCAAUGCCUCAGACAGCAGCAGGGACACUGCCCUGCACUGUGCCUGCAGGGCUGGGCACCUCAGUGCUGUCAGUGCCCUCCUCAACUGGGCACAAGUGGAAAAAGCAAAUUUACUUGCUGUGAACAGCCUCAGAAAGACUCCACUGCAAGUAGCAGGAUUUAGUAAGACAGAAAACCAGGUUCAAAUUUUAGCUCUGUUGAAAAAGAAAAUGUUUAUAAAAUGAAGAUGUAAAGAAAACCCUUUACAUUUAAGUGCAGAAUUCUCUUUAAUGUAAUUUGGAUAGUCACAAUGUGGAAUAUGAUUGAGAAUUAUGCUUUAGCUGGCAGAAUUAAGUUAGCAAAGGUGAUCUUGGAAAAAAAAGGAUCUUAAAGACACUAUUCAACUUUAAAGUAUUGAUUAGUCUUCUGCUUCUCUUAUGAUUCACAUACUUGGGACCUGUUUAAAAUGCUUUAGCCAUAAACACAUUGUGUUUAACCUCUUCUAGUAUAAAUCAAGACAAAUAUAGAAAACAUAUUUUCAUGUAUCUGUGAAUAUUAGCCAGUAUGGAUAGCUUAGUUAGACAUUGUUUGGCAAAAUCACAAGUGAAAAAACACAACCUAUUAUAAAUAGGAAGACGUCUGUAUUUCCUCAAGGUAUUCCUGAGACUGCAACAAUUAUUAACAAUUCUUUUUCUUUCUAUCUUUUGUCAUACCAUGGUUAAAUUUUGCAUUUUUAAGUAGAGAGAACAAAAACCAUCGCAUUUACCAUUUAUUAAUUUCACUUUCAUUCCAGCACCAAGAUAAAAUAUGUAGAAUAAAAAGUUUGCAACAGUUUCUUGGUUCAAAAUAUUUGUAUUGAGACAACAACACAAAUAUAAACAGAAACACUUUGAGUCAACAGAAAGUUCUCUGGGAUUACUUCCUAUAUAAUGAUAAUCAACCCUUACACUUCCCUUCAGAUUACAAGACAAGUUACCACAAACACCUCUUGAGAAACAAAACACGGAUUUAAGAAUGCAUGAGACUAAAACGGAUUUUUUGUUAUCAAUAAAACACUUUAACUUGACCCUUGCAAUGUCCUGGUUAAGGAACAGACAUGACCAUGAAUUUCAGAGACACGGGCACACAGGCUCAGAGAAUCACAGGACCAUUUAGGAUGGGAAAGACCUCCAAGAUCAUCAAGUCCAACCUGUGACCAAUCACCACCUUGUCAACCAGAGCACUGAAUACCACCUCCAGGGAUGGGGAUUCCACCACCAACCUGGGCAGCAUGUUCUAAUGUUUAAUCACCUCUUUUUAGAAAAACCUUUUCCUAAUAUCCCAUCUAAACCUCCCCUGGUGCAACCUGAGGCUGUCCUCUUGUUCUUGUUCUGUCCCUUGUUCCCUGGGAGCUGAGCCUGAACCCCCAACCAGCUCACCCUCCCGACAGGGAGUUGUGGAGAGAAAAAAUGUCCCCCCUGAGUCUCCUUUUCUCCAGGCUGAGCCCCCCCAGCCACUCAUCACACCUGUGCUCCAGGCCCUUCAUGUCCUUCCUACAGUGAGAGGCCCAGACUCGAACACAUCUCUGAGGGUGUCCCUCACCAGUCUGCUCCAGCCUCCCUUUGCCGCUUCCCGCACUCCCUCUCAGGCCCCGCCUGUCACCCCUUUCCCCUUCGCUCUCAGCCCAGCCAUGUCCCCUCAGGUCCCGGCCCUGUCCCCUCAGCUCCCGGCCGUGUCCCCUCAGCGGCGGCCCUGUCCCCUCACCGCCCCACCAUAUCCCCUCAGUC